AUGGCCGGCCUACUUCUCAGUCCUUCAGAAAAAGUGUACAUUUUACACGGAAUCGAAGAUGACUUUCGAUCAGAUGGUAGAUCCAAUAUUGACUAUCGGCCUAUGGAACUCGAGACAGAUGUAGUAAGCCACGCGAGUGGAUCAGCAAGGCUUAGACUGGCUAACACGGACAUUCUAGUUGGCGUUAAAACUGAAAUAGAUGUACCCAAACCUGACAAACCAAAUCAAGGAAAAAUCGAUUUCUUUGUGGAUUGUUCUGCAAAUGCAACACCAGAAUUUGAAGGGCGAGGAGGAGAACAGCUUGCAAACAACAUAUCAAAUUUGAUGCAACGUGCAUACCAUUCUGAACAAGCAUUUGAUCUUAAACAGUUAUCUAUAUUUGAAGGAAAGCAAUGUUGGAAACUUUAUGUAGACAUAUUAAUAUUAGAAUGUGGUGGGAAUCUGUGUGAUGCAGUAUCUUUAGCAGUGAAGGCAGCAUUGUUUAACACAAGGAUACCUUUUGUUAAAGCUGCUCUUUUGGAUGGUGGGAAUGUAGACUUGCAGCUAUCAGAUGAUCCUUAUGAUAGCAAGUUAUUGGAAGUUGGGACUGCCCCACUACUAGUUACAUUAUGUAAAAUUGGGGAAAAAUGUGUAGUAGAUCCAUCAGCUGAAGAGGAGAGUUGCAGUGUUAUUUCCCUGGUUGUUGGUGUAACCGGCAACCCAAAAUGCUACUGCAGUAACGAAGAUGCAAGUAAAUUACAUGAACAUAUUUCUAAAUGCAGUACUAUAGCAAUGAAUGGACCUGGCAGUGUGGCUCCCCAGACACUGACUAAUGCUAUUAAACAAGGAAUAAAUGCUGCCAAGUAUUUAGACGAAGCUCUAGGGAAAGCAUUAUUAAGAGAAAGACAAGACAUUACAAACUUUGUAAAACAUUCAUAUGGAUUUUUUAAAUAA
Messenger RNA from Danaus chrysippus (African queen), 933 nucleotides. Lineage: Eukaryota; Metazoa; Arthropoda; Insecta; Lepidoptera; Nymphalidae. The record is from the annotation of a GenBank genome assembly.